Molecule: messenger RNA, 3526 nt
Organism: Alnus glutinosa
Lineage: Eukaryota; Viridiplantae; Streptophyta; Magnoliopsida; Fagales; Betulaceae
Exons: 9
Coding region: 183-3248 (1021 amino acids)
Biological process (GO): tricarboxylic acid cycle
Cellular component (GO): mitochondrion; oxoglutarate dehydrogenase complex
Molecular function (GO): thiamine pyrophosphate binding; oxoglutarate dehydrogenase (succinyl-transferring) activity
Source: RefSeq, a predicted model, not a curated record
AUAAAAAAAGAAAGUGGUGAUGUAAAAUCACUCCUCAGAUUCGAGAAUAAAUGGGAAGAAACGCAUAAAGGGCCACAACGUUGGGCUCAGACAGAGUCUUCACCUUCGCUUCACAGCGAUUAGGGUUUCUCUUUCUCUCUCUCGCUCGCGCGCGCGCGCACUUUCAGUUUGCAUCUAUAGUGAUGGGUUGGUUUAGAGCUGGGUCCGGUGUAGCAAAGCUUGCUGUUAGGAGAACUCUAUCUCAGGGUGGAUCAUAUGCAGCGAGAGCACGAAUCCUCCCCUCACAGAAUCGGUAUUUUCACACCACUGUCUUUAGAUCAAAGGCGCAAACCGCACCUGUCCCUCGUCCUGUGCCCCUCUCUAGGCUAACUGACAGCUUCCUAGAUGGGACAAGCAGUGUCUACUUGGAGGAGCUUCAAAGGGCUUGGGAAGCCGACCCGAGUAGUGUGGAUGAGUCAUGGGACAAUUUCUUUAGAAAUUUUGUGGGUCAAGCUUCCACGUCCCCUGGAAUUUCAGGCCAAACAAUUCAAGAGAGUAUGCGGUUGCUGUUGCUUGUGAGGGCUUACCAGGUUAAUGGUCACAUGAAAGCCAAGUUGGAUCCUUUGGGUUUGGAAGAACGAGAAAUCCCUGAAGAAUUGGACCCUGCUCUUUAUGGAUUCACUGAAGCUGAUCUUGAUAGAGAAUUCUUUUUGGGUGUAUGGAGGAUGUCUGGGUUUUUGUCUGAGAACCGACCGGUGCAGACCCUUAGAUCCAUAUUGACCCGGCUUGAGCAGGCUUACUGUGGUAGCAUUGGGUAUGAGUACAUGCACAUUGCAGAUCGUGAUAAAUGUAAUUGGUUAAGAGAGAAGAUUGAAACACCAACACCGACGCAAUACAAUCGGCAGCGCCGGGAAGUAAUUCUUGAUAGGCUGAUGUGGAGUACACAGUUUGAAAACUUUUUGGCUACUAAGUGGACAACAGCGAAGAGGUUUGGGCUUGAAGGUGCGGAGACUCUGAUUCCGGGCAUGAAGGAGAUGUUUGAUAGGGCAGCAGACCUUGGGGUUGAGAGCAUAGUUAUUGGAAUGCCUCACAGAGGAAGAUUGAAUGUAUUGGGUAAUGUGGUUAGGAAGCCACUGCGUCAGAUUUUUAGUGAGUUUAGUGGUGGCACAAAGCCUGUGGAUGAAGUUGGGCUUUAUACAGGAACUGGAGAUGUCAAGUAUCACCUAGGAACUUCUUAUGAUCGACCAACUAGAGGUGGAAAGAGAAUACAUUUGUCUUUGGUUGCAAAUCCAAGUCACUUGGAAGCUGUGGACCCAGUUGUUGUUGGAAAAACUAGAGCAAAGCAAUAUUACUCAAAUGACGUGGACAGGACCAAGAAUAUGGGCAUUUUGAUUCACGGAGAUGGUAGCUUUGCUGGGCAAGGUGUAGUAUAUGAGACUCUACAUCUUAGUGCUCUUCCAAACUACUCUACUGGUGGCACUAUACACAUAGUGGUGAACAACCAAGUUGCCUUUACAACUGAUCCGAGGGCAGGCAGAUCUUCACGGUAUUGUACUGAUGUUGCCAAAGCCUUGAAUGCCCCAAUAUUCCAUGUAAAUGCUGAUGAUAUGGAAGCAGUUGCUCAUGUUUGUGAGCUUGCAGCUGAGUGGCGCCAGACUUUCCAUUCAGAUGUUGUUGUUGAUUUAGUGUGUUAUCGUCGUUUUGGUCACAAUGAGAUUGAUGAGCCAUCCUUCACACAGCCCAAAAUGUACAAGGUUAUCCGUAAUCACCCAUCAACUCUUGAGAUCUAUCAAAGGAAACUUUUAGAAUCCGGGCAGGUGACUAAGGAAGACAUUGAUAAGAUACAGGAUAAGGUCAAUACAAUCCUCAAUGAAGAAUUCUUGGCUAGCAAAGAUUAUGUUCCUAAAAGAAGGGACUGGCUUGCGUCUCACUGGUCUGGCUUCAAAUCACCUGAACAGCUUUCACGUAUCCGAAACACUGGUGUAAAACCAGACAUUUUGAAGAAUGUUGGCAAAGCAAUCACAGUCUUUCCAGAAAACUUUAAGCCUCACAGAGCAGUGAAGAAGGUCUAUGACCAACGUGCUCAAAUGAUUGAAACAGGUGAAGGCAUUGACUGGGCAGUUGCAGAAGCACUUGCUUUGGCUACAUUGCUAGUAGAAGGUAAUCAUGUUCGAUUGAGUGGUCAGGACGUUGAAAGAGGCACAUUUAGUCAUCGCCAUGCAGUAGUUCAUGAUCAGGAAACAGGGGAGAAGUAUUGCCCUCUAGACCAUGUUGUCAUGAACCAAAAUGAGGAGUUGUUCACUGUUAGCAACAGUUCUCUUUCGGAGUUUGGUGUUCUUGGCUUUGAGUUAGGUUACUCUAUGGAAAAUCCAAACUCAUUGGUAAUAUGGGAAGCCCAAUUUGGCGAUUUUUCUAAUGGGGCUCAAGUUAUAUUUGAUCAGUUUUUGAGCAGUGGGGAGUCCAAGUGGCUUCGUCAAACUGGGCUUGUUGUGCUGCUUCCUCAUGGUUAUGAUGGGCAGGGUCCUGAACAUUCUAGUUCACGGUUGGAGCGUUUUCUUCAGAUGAGUGACGACAAUCCUUAUGUUAUCCCUGAGAUGGAUCCCACUCUUCGGACGCAAAUUCAGGAAUGCAAUUGGCAGGUCGUUAAUGUCACAACUCCUGCUAAUUACUUUCAUGUCUUGCGGCGUCAAAUACACAGGAAAUUCCGUAAGCCUCUCAUCGUGAUGGCUCCUAAAAACUUGCUUCGUCACAAGGACUGCAAAUCCAAUUUGUCUGAGUUUGAUGAUGUCCAAGGCCACCCAGGUUUUGACAAACAGGGGACAAGAUUUAAGCGCCUUAUAAAGGACCAGAAUGACCACUCCGACCUUGAGGAGGGUAUUAGACGUCUGGUCCUUUGCUCUGGAAAGGUUUAUUACGAGCUCGAUGAGCAGCGGAAAAAGGUGGAUGCGAAGGAUGUUGCAAUAUGUAGGGUGGAGCAGCUUUGCCCCUUCCCAUAUGACCUCAUCCAGCGGGAGCUGAAGCGAUAUCCAAAUGCGGAGAUUGUCUGGUGCCAGGAAGAGCCAAUGAACAUGGGUGGAUAUAGCUACGUUGCACCCCGCCUUUGGACUGCCAUGAAAGCACUAGGCAGAGGAGCUAUUGAGGACAUCAAGUACAUUGGCCGUGCUCCAUCCGCUGCCACAGCGACUGGUUUCUAUCAGGUUCACGUUAAGGAACAGAACGAUCUUGUGCACAAAGCCGUGCAGCGCGAACCAAUAAACUAUCCUUUUUAAGUUAUUUUCAAAAAUGAUUUCAAGAGAAGAAAAAUUACACAUUUAAGGGUUUACAUCUACUAGUCUCCCCGAAGAUUGACCUUUGAUUUUAGCGUGUUACAGUUUUCAGCAUUCCCUUCAGCCAAGGGACGAGGGUAUUUCACACCAGUUGAACUGCAUCUAAAAGUAUAUAUACUCCGAUACUCGGUAUGUGCCAGCAAAGAAAAUUGUUUAAAAUUGUAAUAAUGAUUACUUCUAUGCUGCAUUAUCUUUAUUACUAGGAGGUUUUGGAUUAGCAA